AUGGACAAGGUCAUUCUCAAGAACCUCAAAUUCGAUUUAGCUGUAGGUUUCGAUGCCUGGCGUCGGUACGGGAAACCACAGCCUGUGUCUGUCAACCUCGAAAUUCACCCACGGUCGAAUCUGGAAGCCGCCGCGGCCCAGGACGACGUCAAUCUCUCUCUGGACUAUGGCAAACUGUACAAGAGUAUCUCUGCCGUCCUGGCAAAUUCAGGGCCCUAUCAGACAAUCCACGUCCUGAUUGAUCAACUUGCUCAACUCAUGCCUGAAUACGCCUUUCUCGACAUCGACAUCCUGUUUCCCAAGGCACUCUUACAAGUGAACAAAGGAGUCUUGUACCGCCUUCAGGUCGACAACUCCACUCCUGGAGUCAUGACACCUACCUUGACCCUUGAUAUCAAGGGUAUCGCUUGCAGCUGCAUUAUUGGAGUCAAUCCUCAUGAACGGCUCUACAAGCAAUCAUUGUCCAUGGACAUAAGUAUCCCGGUGAUAACAACCGCCCUUGGUCCUGAGCCAACUGAAACGCACUAUACGGCGGAGCUGCACGACAUGGUUGAUGAAAUCAUCGAGCGGGUAAAAGGAUCAUCCUAUCAUACACUCGAGGCUCUUGCUUCUGCAGUGGCACAAGUCGUCACCCUGAGUUACGGCCACACAGUUGCAAAAGUUCGCGUUGAGAAGCCAAGCGCAAUUGCAACAAUCGAAGCUGCUGCCGUGGAGGUCACUCGAAGCAAAACCUUCUUCGAGAACAAAGAUUUCUGGAAAGUUAAGAGGCCUUGA
Exophiala spinifera is the source of this 774-nucleotide messenger RNA. Its product is annotated as dihydroneopterin aldolase. NCBI's taxonomy places the organism in Eukaryota, Fungi, Ascomycota, Eurotiomycetes, Chaetothyriales, Herpotrichiellaceae. The transcript has 2 exons. Gene Ontology annotation, biological process: folic acid-containing compound metabolic process. Gene Ontology annotation, molecular function: dihydroneopterin aldolase activity. The coding region runs from base 1 to 774 and encodes 257 amino acids. The record is from RefSeq and is a predicted model, not a curated record. Gene Ontology annotation, cellular component: cytoplasm.